Messenger RNA from Trifolium pratense (red clover), 6367 nucleotides. Its product is annotated as protein NETWORKED 1D-like. Gene Ontology annotation, molecular function: actin filament binding. NCBI's taxonomy places the organism in Eukaryota, Viridiplantae, Streptophyta, Magnoliopsida, Fabales, Fabaceae. The transcript has 5 exons. The record is from RefSeq and is a predicted model, not a curated record. Gene Ontology annotation, cellular component: plasma membrane. Bases 722 to 6058 code for a protein of 1778 amino acids.
AAAAAAAUAAAAUAAAAAAUUAAGUAGAUAAUUUAAGAAGGAUUAAUAUUACUCCCUCUCUAAAAAAAUAAAAAUUUUCUUAUAUUAAGAAUCGAUGAAUCAUAUUUGAGUUUAAUUUACCACCCACACAUCCACCCACCUUUUGCAGCCAAUUUGUCUCUUCGCUGGUGAGGGGACAGAUUGCCACCAACCCAGCUAACCAAAAUCAAAACGCAGAGAGAAAACAAAAAAAACAAAAAAAAACGCCAAGAGAAAAAGAAAAAAAAUAGAGAGAGAGAACAUAACAUAAACACAGAGAGAGUGAAACAUAGAGAGACAGACAACAUUGUGUGCUGUGUUUGUGCGCAAGGCACGGAGAUCUAAAUAACAUCUUGGGAUGGGGUGACUGACACAUAAAAUUCAACAUAAAAAAAAAUGAAAAACAGAGAAAAUAAAAAGAGCUGAACUUGUUCAUCGCCGCCAUUGGAAAUCACAACCCAAUUGUUCAAAAUUUCAUUUUUACUUUCUUUUUGGUUGUUUGUACUCAUUCAAGAAUAUCAGAAUUUUGUUCAUUCAAUUUUGGAAUUUGAGAAACAAAAUCCAAAUUUAACCGAUCAGAAGCAGAAACUGUGAUGACUUGGUUGACUUUGUAGUCAAAAGCAUAUUCAUGUGGAGGUUUUGCUUCACUUCAUGUAUUUCAAGGAUUGAUUGAGUUCCUACAACAUCAGAAGACAAAGCCGUGAUGGCAAAUCGGUCUCACGCAGAUUCUAGGAGAAUGUAUUCUUGGUGGUGGGAUAGCCACAUAAGUCCUAAGAACUCAAAAUGGCUCCAAGAAAAUCUUACAGAUAUGGAUGUCAAGGUGAAGCAAAUGAUUAAGCUCAUUGAAGAAGAUGCAGAUUCCUUUGCCAGGAGAGCAGAAAUGUACUAUAAAAAACGCCCAGAGCUUAUGAAAAUGGUUGAAGAGUUUUAUAGGGCAUACCGAGCAUUGGCUGAGAGAUAUGAUCAUGCAACUGGAGUUAUCCGCCAUGCCCAUCGGACCAUGUCUGAAGCAUUUCCUAAUCAAAAUCCUAUGAUGAUCACAGAUGAUUUUUCUGCGGUUCCGCCCAUGGAGACUGAGCCACGCACGCCAGAAACACAUCACCCUUCGCAUGCAUUUGUUGACUCAGAGGAUUCAGAAAAGGAUUCUCAUGUUAUCAAAAGAAAUGGAGCGCAUGGUGAAGAGCCUAAUUCUUCUUUGAACAAGACAGGUUUAAGACAGCUCAACGACCUCUUCAUCCCUGGAGAGCAUGCAAAGUUUGCAGAUGGGCAUGCUAGAAGGGGGCUCAAUUUUUUAGAGACACAGGAGAGUGGCGAGCAAAACAAUGGAAGCCAUGGCACUAAAAAUCAAGUCUUGUCUGAGUCUGAACGCGUGACAAAAGCUGAAGCAGAAAUUUUGGCCUUGAAAAAAGCCCUUGCCAAAUUAGAAGAUGAAAAGGAAGCUGGCUUGCUUCAGUAUCGGCAGAGUGUUGAGAAAUUGUCUAAUCUUGAAUCAGAAGUAUCUUCUGCACAAGAGAAUUCUCAAAGACUCGAUGAACGAGCAAGCAAAGCAGAAGCCGAAGUUCAAGAUUUGAAGGACGCAGUAAUCAAAUUACAGGCUGAAAGGGAAGCUAGUCUUCUUCAGUACCAGGAAUGCUUGGAGAAAAUAACCGAUCUGGAGAAAAAUAUUUCUUUUGCUCAGAAGGAUGCAGGAGAAUUUAAUGAACGUGCUACUAGAGCUGAAACUGAAGUUGAGUCGUUGAAGCAGGACCUUGCUCGAGUAGAAGCUGAAAAGGAAGCUGCCCUUGUUAAAUAUAAACAGUGCUUGGAGACAAUAUCGAAACUGGAGGAGAGAUUAAAAGAAUCUGAGGAGAACGCUAGAAGGAUUAAUGAGCAAGCUAAUAUAGCUGAAAAUGAAAUCAAGGUUUUGAAGCUGGAAGUUACUAAACUUAAUGAAGAGAAGGAAGACGCUGCUCUCCGGUAUCAGCAAUGCUUGGAGAUAAUUUCCAGUUUGGAACAUAAACUCUCUUGUGCUGAAGAGGAGGUGUGUAGGUUAAAUUCUAAGAUAGAAGAAGAGGCUGAAAAGUUACAUAGUUCUGAGGAGAAGUGUGUUCUUUUGGAAACAUCAAAUCACGCUCUACAUUCUGAAUUACAGUCUUUGGCACAAAAGAUGGGGUCUCAAAGUGAAGAACUUAAUGAGAAGCAGAAAGAAUUGAGUAAACUUUGGAGUUGCAUGCAAGAGGAGAGACUGCGAUUCAUUGAGGCUGAAACUGCUUUCCAAACUCUUCAGCAUUUGCAUUCUCAAUCUCAGGAAGAGCUUAGAUCUCUUGCUUCUGACUUUCACAGUAAAGUGGAAAUACUCGGAAAUGUGGAAUCACGUAAGCAGGCUCUAGAGGAUGAAGUGCACAGAGUGAAUGAGGAAAACAAAAUUCUAAAUGAGCUCAAAAUUUCUUCAUCUUUGUCUAUAAAAACUUUGCAGGAUGAGAUAUUGAAUUUGAAAGAGACAAUAGAGAAACUUGAACAGGAGGUUGAGCUGCGACUUAAUGAAAGAAACGCUCUUCAGCAAGAAAUUUACUGUCUUAAAGAGGAGCUUAACGAUAUGAAUAAAAAACACGAUGCUAUAAUCGAGGAGGUCAGGUCAGCUGACUUAGACCCUCAGUGCUUUGGCGCAUCUGUGAAAAAUUUGCAAGAAGAGAACUCAAAGCUGAAGGAGACAUGUGAGGCCGACAAAGAUGAGAAAGCAGCUCUUUUGGUAAAAUUGGAAAUCAUGGAGAAACUUUUGGAGAAAAAUUCUGUUUUAGAGAAUUCCAUUUCAGACUUGAAUGCUGAAUUGAAUAGCGUCAGAGGAAAGGUAAAUGUGUUGGAAGAAACAUGCCAGUCGCUGCUUGUGGAGAAAUCAGCUCUUGCUGCCGAGAAGGCCACCUUGUUUUCUCAAUUACAAGCCACAACUGAAAAGCUGGAGAAGCUCACAGAAAAUAACAACCUUUUGGAAAACUCACUAUUUGAUGUCAACGCUGAACUUGAUGGAUUAAGAGGAAAGUCCAAGAUCUUAGAAGACACAUGCCAGUUACUUGAACAUGAGAAGUCCGGUAUCUUUUCGGAGAAAGAAGCCUUAUUUACACAGUUGAACACAACACACCAAACACUGAAAGAUCUUGAAAAACAACACAGUGAAUUGGAAUUAAUGCAUUCGGAGCUAAAAGGAGAAAGGGAGUCUGCACUUAAAAAGGUGGAAGAGCUAUUGGUUUCCCUAUAUUCCCAAAGGGAAGAACAUUGCAGAGUUGUGAAGUUGAAUGAAGAUGAACUGGCGAACAAGGAAUUGCAAAUUCAUACUAUGCAAGAAGAUGCAAAGUACCGGAAAGAGGAAUACAAUGAGGAACUGGAUAGAGCUAUACAUUCUCACAUUGAAAUUUUCAUCUUGCAGAAGUUUAUCCAAGAUUUGGAGAAAAAGAACUUUUCCCUUCUAGUCGAGUGCCAGAGUCUUUUGGAAGCGUCCAAAAUGUCCGACAGAAUGAUUUCUAAGUUGGAGACUGAAAAUAUUCAUAAGAAAUAUGAUGUGGAUUCUUUGUCUGAGAAAAUUAAAAUACUAAGGAUUGGGCUGCUUCAGGUGUUGAAGACUCUUGACAUUAACGGCAAAAAUUUCUUCGAAGAUAUGCUUGAUGAAGACCAAACUCUCCUGAACCAUAUACAUGGAAAACUUAAGGAGAGACAAAAGUCUUUUGACACAAUUUUCGAUGAAAGACACAACUUGGCCGUUGAGAAUUCAGUUCUGAUUACAUUUCUUGAGCAGUUGCAACUAAAGGUAGAAAAUCUUGUGACAGAAAAAGGUGCGCUUGAUGAGGAGUCCAGGAUACAGUCAGAGAAGUUCACUGAAUUGCAAAUAGAGUUCCAAAACGUAUUGGAAAAUAAUCAGGAGUUGAAGUUGACAAUAAGCAAAGGAGAAGAGAGAAUGGAAGGAAUGACAUCUGAAAUAGAGAAUCUACGCAAAGAGCUAUCGGACUUUGAAAAGAGCCACAGAAGCUUAAAGGAAGAAAGUUGCACGAUACUUGAAGAGAAAAACUCCUUGAUGGGAAGAUUUAAAGAUCUGGGUGAGGAGAAGGGUAACUUGGAAGAAGAAAUUUGUGUCCUGUUCCAUGAGAGAUUAGUUCAAUCUAAUAUAUCUGUGGUUUACGAGAAUAUUAUCUUUGAAAAACUCCGGGAACUUAGACAGUUUGGUCAGGAACUUGGUAAGCUCUGUUCUGAAAAUAAUAACCUUGAGGCGAGAUUGAAAACAAUGGCACAGAAAUUAGAAAAUGCAGAAAUGGAAAAUUCACAUCUUAAAGAGUUAUUUGUAAAGUCAAAUGUUGAAUUGGAUUUAGUUGAAUCUGUCAAUGAUCAAUUGACUUGUCAGAUUAGUAAUGAAAGGGAAAUGUUGAAUCAAAAGGAAAAAGUGCUUUUGGAAACAGCCAAGACGUUUCAUGCUUUACACACUGAGAAAAAAGAAUUGCAACGAACGGCGGAAGAUCUGAAGGUUAGAUAUGAGGAUGCCAAGGUGAAACUUGAAGAGCAAGCAAAUCAAAUUUUCAAAUUGUCCUCAGACAAGGAUCGUCAAAAUGAAGAGCUUGGAUGCCUUCACGAAGCGAACCAGAAACUGGAGUCUGAAAUGAAGUGCCUACACCAAGAACUUGAAGAAACUAAACUGAAGGAAAAGAAGCUAAGUCACGAAGUGCAUGAACGUAUGAAUGAGAUUGAACAAUGGGAAACUCAGGCUGCAGCACUCUAUGCUGAACUGCAGAUUUCUGUUGUCAAUGAAACACUAUUUGAAGGGAAGGCCAGUGAGCUAGCUGAUACAUGCGAGGAUCUUGAGCACACAAACAAGUCGAAAGACAUGGAAAGUGAACCGCUGAAAGAAUUAGUUAGCAAGUUGCAAGGUGAAAACGGGAGACUCUAUGAUCAAUUAGCUGCUUAUGUCCCAGCUAUUGGUGCUUUGAAUGAUUGUGUAACAACUCUGGAGAUGCAGACUCUUGGACAUGCAAAACAUGAAAAACCGGAGGUUAAAAAUUUGGUGAAUCACCAAUACACUGAAAAUGGUCAACAUACAGAUGAAGAUCAUACUGUUACGGCAUCAGAUCCACUCCUUGACUUUCAAGACCUGCAGAGGAGGAUCAAUGAAAUUUCAGUGGCAGUUAAGAAUAUAAACGGAAGUUUCAAACCAAAGGAGAAUGAACAGAAGAUGGGGAAGUCAAGGCCAGAUAAUCCUGUAAGUGAGAUUGAAGUACUGCCAAAAGACAUAAUGCUUGAUCAAAUAUCUGAAUGUUCCUCAUAUGGAGUAAGUAGGGGAGGAACUCUUGAAUCUGAUGAUCAUAUGCUUGAGUUAUGGGAAACAUCUGAUAAGACACAGAAGAUGGCGGCAGAACCGGUAGAAAAUCGUCGUCAAAGAGGAGCAGCCAAGGAAACCAACAACAAACAUCCUUCAGGAGAUUACUUGGUGGAAAAGGAAUUGAGCGUGGACAAGUUAGAGAUCUCGAGAAGAUUGUCACGGCCCCGUGAAGAAGGCAACAAGAGCAAGGUUUUGGAAAGACUUGAUUCUGAUUCACAGAAGUUAACAAACCUUCAAAUAACGAUACAAGACUUGAUGAAGAAAGUGGAAAGCACUGAGAAGAGCACAAAGGGGAAAGGUUCCGAGUAUGAAACGGUUAAAGGGCAGCUUGAAGCUUCUCAGGAGACCGUCACAAAGUUGUUUGAUGCGAACCGCAAGUUGAUCAAGAAUGUAGAAGAGGGUGCAUUGUCUUCAUCUGGAACGGCUGAAUCAGCGUCAGAUGAGAUUGGAAAUGUCAGCAGGAGGAGAGUUUCAGAACAGGCGCAGAGAGGAUCUGAAAAAAUAGGACAACUUCAGUUGGAGGUGCAAAGACUACAGUUUCUUCUUUUGAAACUCAAUGAAAGCAAAGAUAAAACAAGAACGGAUGAUCGAAGUCCGAGAGUACGUCUGCGGGAUUAUCUCUAUGGUGCAACAAGAACCAACCACCAAAAGAAGAAGAAAUCACCGUUUUGUGCGUGUGUAAGACCACCCACCAAGGGAGAUUGAUUUUUACCAUACUUUCUCCAUAUGAUAUGAUACAUUAGAUUUCUUGUUUGUAUAUUUUCCUUUCUAUAGAUGCUUUAAGGCCAUACAAAUCAUAUUUUGAUCCUGCUAUACAUUUCUGUGCCUCGUGUAUUUCUAAGAGGCUAAGAUGGAACUUUGCUAUUUCUUUUUCUUAUUUUUUUUUAUGUUAAAUUUUGAAUAAUCCCUUCCUUUAUUUCUGGUUUAGUGCAUGUGUGGAUAUAGUGGAAUAUGUAAAAAGUUAUUUUUUUCUGAUUGGUCACUUAUAUCAUAUCAGAUUUUACCUUCAAACAA